AUGAGUGCAUUAAAAGCACUUGGUGAAAUAAUUCAAGAAUUGAUGUCCAAAAAUGAUUAUGUUGUUGAUAAACAAUUGAAAGAUAUGUUAAUAAUGAGUUGUAUUAAACGUAUCAAUAUUAAUUUUAAAGAAAAAAACUAUCGCAAUGUCAUCACAGAUGUUAAUAUAUUGAAAUCGACAAAAUAUGAUAUUUAUACAGAUCAAAGUACUUUUUCAAUGUAUCUUGAAUCAAUAACUAGUCUAUGUCAAGAAAAACUAACCAUCGAAUUAGAAAAUUUUAAAAUAAAUUGUAAGUAUUAUUUCGAUAGUUAAACAACUAGAAAUAUUGGUUUUUUCCUUGAUUGUGACCAUCGUCAAAAGA
Rotaria sp. Silwood1 is the source of this 361-nucleotide messenger RNA. The record is from the annotation of a GenBank genome assembly. Lineage: Eukaryota; Metazoa; Rotifera; Eurotatoria; Philodinida; Philodinidae.